This is a messenger RNA of Microthlaspi erraticum, 2868 nucleotides long. Lineage: Eukaryota; Viridiplantae; Streptophyta; Magnoliopsida; Brassicales; Brassicaceae. The record is from the annotation of a GenBank genome assembly.
AUGCUCAAGUUGAAGCCUUUGCUAUCUACGUUUCUGAAGUGUGAAGUUGGAAACGGAACGGUCACAGCGUUCUGGUGGGAUUCUUGGACAACUCUGGGACCGUUUAUUGACUUUGUGGGCACGACAGGGCCUCGUAUGCUACGCCUGAGAUUGGAUGCGCGUGCGGCUGAUGCGGUGCAGCUUGGGAGCUGGCGACUCCCAAAUGCAAGGUCGGAUGCGGUGCAGGCUCUGCAAAUCCAUUUAACCGCCAUCUCUCCUCCUCAAGCAGGCAGUGGAGAGGACACUUACCUUUGGCGCCUGCCCUCAGGGAUUUAUUCAAAGAACUUCUCCUCCAAGGGAACUUGGGAGCAGCUGAGAGUUCGAUCGCUGCCAGUUAGCUGGGCUAAGACGGUCUGGUUCACUGAAGAGAUUCCACGAGCCUCCUUCAUCCUCUGGGCAGAGUCAACAGCCGCUGCUUCCAUCCAUUCUGGACACAAUACUGCUUCCCCCGAUUUCUACCUCGGCGCACACCACCACGCUGAUGAGGUUGCUGCUACAAGUCACGGUCUACGCUCUGUGGAGAGAGCGGAAUGCACGGAUCUUUACCACAACGAACACGCCAAUACAUGCCUUGAAGGGUGUAGUGGACCGCACGGUUCGAGAUCGUCUCCUUUCCUUCCCUUCGCUGGAUGGCACUCCUUCUCUUCUAGAAUCAUAUUUUGCUUGUAUCUCAUAUCCGUUAUGAUAAACUUUGGUCUGUUCCACAUGUGUGGGAAUUCCCUGCUUCUCGUUGGGCUUGGUGGAACAACUUUCAACAUUCGACAGAACAAUGGAAACAACCUCUUGAACGCAUCAUCAACAAGGUAUGAUGACCAUAUCUCAUUUAGAGCGAUUAACAAAGAAGAAAAAUUCCAUUUCCCAAAAGACUUCCUCUUUGGCACUGCUUCUUCUGCUUACCAGUAUGAAGGAGCUUACUUAACCGACGGCAAAAGUUUAAGCAAUUGGGACGUUUUCACUGAGAUCCCUGGAAAAAUUGAGGAUGGAAGCAAUGGGAAAGUUGCUAUUGAUCAUUACCAUCGUUAUCCGGGAGAUUUGGAUCUGCUGAAAGAUCUUGGAGUUGAUAGCUAUCGGUUUUCUUUGUCAUGGGCUCGGAUUCUUCCAAGGGGCAGAUUUGGAGAUGUGAACAUGGAAGGUAUUAACCAUUACAACAGAGUCAUCAAUGCUGUUCUCGAGAGAGGGAUGGAGCCAUUUGUGACGUUGACACAUUACGACAUUCCACAAGAACUCGAAGUUAGAUACAGAAGUUGGCUAAGUCCUCAAAUCCGGGAAGAUUUCGUUCACUAUGCAGAGAUUUGCUUCCAAUACUUUGGGGACAGAGUUAAAUUCUGGACCACGUUUAACGAACCAAACGUUCAAGUACUUAACAGUUACCGGACAGGGGAGUACCCGCCAUCACGUUGUUCCAAGCCUUUCGGAAACUGCACACGUGGAAACUCCGACAUAGAGCCACUUGUCGCUGCUCACAACAUUAUCCGCUCACAUCUAGCCGCCGUCUAUACAUACCGGAUGAAAUAUCAGGAGGAACAAAGAGGAAAGAUCGGUCUUGUGAUGAGCGCGAACUGGUUUGAACCGGAAGAUUUGGAUCUGAUGAAAGAUCUUGGAGUUAAUAGCUAUCGAUUCUCUUUAUCAUGGGCUCGGAUUCUUCCAAAGGGAAGAUUUGGAGAUGUGAACAUGGAAGGUAUUGAUCAUUACAACAGAAUGAUCAAUGCUACUCUCGAAAAAGGGAUGGAGCCAUUUGUGACGUUGGCACAUUUCGACAUUCCUCAAGAACUCGAAGUUAGAUACGGAAGUUGGCUAAAUCCUCAAAUCCGGGAAGAUUUCGUUCAUUACGCAGAGAUUUGCUUCCGAUACUUUGGGAACAGAGUAAAAUUCUGGACUACGUUCAACGGACCAUACGUCCAAGUCAUUUGUAGUUACCGGACAGGGACUUCCCCGCCAUCACGUUGUUCCAAGCCUUUCGGAAACUGCACACGUGGAGACUCCUACAGAGAGCCACUUGUCGCUGCUCACAACAUUAUACCGUCACAUCUAGCCGCCGUCAAUAUAUACCGGAUGAAAUAUCAGGAGGAACAAAGAGGAAAGAUCGGUCUUGUUAUGAGCGCGAACUGGUUUGAACCGGUUAGUGAUUCUUUAGCAGAUAGAUUAGCUGCUGAGAGAGCUCAAGCUUUCUAUUUGACUUGGUUCUUGGAUCCGGUUGUGUAUGGAAGAUAUCCGAAAGAAAUGCAAGAAAUUCUUGGAGAAGAUCUCCCUAAAUUCACAAAAGAUGAUCUUAUAAUCUCCAAGAAUGGAUUAGACUUCAUCGGGCUUAAUCAGUACACAGGCAGAUACGCGAAAGACUGUCUACAUUCCGCAUGUGAACCGGGAAAAGGAGGUUCGAAAGCUGAAGGAUUCGUCUAUACAAACGCUCUUAAAGACGGUUUGGCUUUAGGAGAACCGACUAGUAUAAGUUGGUUGCAUGUUUAUCCUCAAGGAAUGGAGAAGGUGUUGAUGUACGCAACAGAGCGAUACAACAACAUUCCAUUGUAUGUAGCAGAAAACGGUUAUGGUGAGAACAUUACCGUAGCAUCGUUAAACGAUCACCAGAGAAUAAAGUUCAUGAGUAGCUACUUAGAUGCACUAAAAAGAGCAAUGAGGAAAGGAGCAGAUGUAAGAGGAUAUUUCACAUGGUCUAUACUAGACAGCUUCGAGUGGGUAUACGGUUAUACCUCAAAAUUCGGUCUCUACCAUGUCGAUUUCGAUACUCUAGAGAGAACCCCAAGACUCUCGGCUUCUUGGUACAAGAACUUCAUUUUCAAGAACAGAGCUCAAUCCAAAGAAGAUGAUGCCUGA